Molecule: messenger RNA, 793 nt
Organism: Ichthyophthirius multifiliis
Lineage: Eukaryota; Ciliophora; Oligohymenophorea; Hymenostomatida
Exons: 1
Biological process (GO): aldehyde metabolic process
Cellular component (GO): cytoplasm
Molecular function (GO): aldehyde dehydrogenase (NAD+) activity
Source: RefSeq, a predicted model, not a curated record
AGACUUAGGCAUGAACGAAUUUAAUUCAUUUUUAUACCAAUACAAUCUCACAAAAUUAGAAAUCGAAGAAUGUCUUUAAAAUAUAAAUAAUUGGGUAUUAUCGCGCCCUUUAGAUACCACACUACUUUCUGGUCCUGGAAAAACAUACAUAAAACCAGAACCAUAUGGUGUAGUGUUAAUUAUGGGUGCUUGGAAUUAUCCUUUAUAUACUUGCCUGCCUUAUUUCGCUUAGGCAUUAUGUGCUGGAAACACUAUAUUGUUAAAACCUUCUGAACUAUCAGAAAACACAUCAAAGACUAUAAAAAAAUUAAUCGAGAAAUACACAGAUUAAGAAUGUUAUAAAUGCAUAGAAGGAGAUUAUUUACUAUCGAGUAAAUUAACUUGUUUAAAAUGGGAUUUAAUUAUGUUUACAGGAAGUCCGGAAAAAGGAAAACUUGUUUCGAAAGCUGCUGCAGAAAAUUUGGUCCCAUGUAUAUUGGAAUUAGGGGGGAAAAACCCUACUAUUGUAGAUUAGGAUGCUAAUUUAGAAAGUGCGGCUUUGAGGAUAAUUUAAGGAAAAUUUAUCAAUUGUGGUUAGACUUGCAUUGCUGCGGAUUAUGUUUUUGUACAUGAGAGUGUUAAGGAGGUUUUAAUGAAAAAAUUCGGGGAGAAAUUAAAGAGCUUUUUCGGAGAUAAUGCCCUAAUGUCGGAUGAUUAUAGUAGGAUUUUGUCUGUUUAGCAUACAUAGAGGCUUGUUUAGAUGAUUAAAAUAGAAGAUCAUUAAGGAGAAAUAGUUUAUGGAGGGUAAUAUGAU